Molecule: messenger RNA, 712 nt
Organism: Gasterosteus aculeatus aculeatus (three-spined stickleback)
Lineage: Eukaryota; Metazoa; Chordata; Actinopteri; Perciformes; Gasterosteidae
Source: RefSeq, a predicted model, not a curated record
GAGUUCCUGAGGAUUCUUCUGUUUUUCCUGAAACUCCUGUAUAGCCGGGCGCUCAUCUCCACUUUUCUGCACACCUGAAGCUCUGACAGCAGCAUGCAACAACCGGGCCGGCUGAGGCUGAGGCCGUGGCUGGAAGAGCAGAUUCAGUCUGGGAGGUAUCCGGGAGUCAGCUGGCUGGACCAGUCAGCACAAAUCUUCCAAAUCCCGUGGAUUCACGCCGCUCGUCACGGAUGGAGCAUUGACAGAGAUGCUACGCUGUUCAGGAGCUGGGCCGUGCAUACCGGACGAUACCGUCCUGGCAAGGACCAGCCAGAUCCCAAGACGUGGAAGGCCAAUUUCCGCUGCGCCGUCAAUUCGCUCCCUGACAUUUGUGAGCUGCGGAAGCACAGCAAGAAGAGGGGCAGCAACGCCUACAGAGUCUACAGGAUGCUGCCCAGCACCAAGACGCACAGACGCACGAGAGGGUUGCGGUUGCUCGGCCGGCCUCGAGAGAGACAGGCGAGUUUAGGCGACGACGCAAACGCAACGCACUCUUGUCCCCCCGCGGCGAGACCCGUUGCGGUCACGACACAGAAGCUGGAGAGCGCUGUGUGGAGAUAUACGGAGACAAACCCACAGGACUGCAGCAAACAGACAGUAUUUAUAUGAACAUCCCAAGAAUAUUGUAUCAGGGAAGACAUUUUAGUAUCAAGUAUCCAAAUAUGCAGUGAAU